CGGUUGGAUGGGGAAACGCGUUUAUUCUCGCUGCUGUCGGGAUUUUCCGGAUCAUUAGAAACGCUGGCUUUUGUGUAACACUGUUUAAAACGGCUGAUGUUCGUCCAUGUGUUUUACAAACUGGAACCGUUGCAUAACAUUUACGACAUGCUUCAGAACAGGAACGAACAUGACAAGACGUCAUUUUCGAUAAAAUGAUUCUGAAUGACCUAUAGAUAAGCCAAGAAAGACCUUGCCUGUCUGGUACCUGUCUUAUAAUCGGAUCCUCCCUUUGAAGAUCGGAUACGUCUGAACUCUGUUCUACACAGAAAAUGUCCAUAACGGACCACAGCCCCACCACUGGUGUGGUGACAAUUAUAGUGACUCUGAUUGCAAUUGCUGCUUUGGGAGCGCUCAUCUUCGGCUGCUGGUGCUACCUGCGGCUUCAGCGCCUCGCUCAGUCUGAGGAUGAAGAGAGCAUUGUCGGCGAAGGUGAAACCAAAGAGCCCUUCCUUUUGGUUCAGUAUUCGGCCCACGCCCCUCGGGUCGAUCAUAAGAGCAAGCUCGCCCCUACUCACACAGAGAGCCACAGCUAACUCCUUUCUUCAGAAACAUUCACGGAAGGAUCACAUUUCUUGGCUGAUUUGUUAUGUGACACACACAGCACUUAUGUUAAUGUUCUUUUAAUGAAAAGAAAAUAAAACAUCAAAGAGCCAUUUAAAUGCAUGCAUAUACCUAGCUACUCGAGCCUCCAAUUUCUGUUUCUGUAGAACCCUGUCAAAAUGUGAAAUGUAUGUUUUGUGUGUUAGCUGGUUGUUACUUAUGCCUAGUUCACACUACAUGAUUCUUGCCCUGAUUUUCGCUCGCCGACUGGUUGGCGCUAGAUUUGCCGCUUAGGAGCAACUCGGUGUUCGCUCGGCGAUCUAAACUCGGCUCUUAAUCGCCAUGUGUGAGCUACUCAACAACUCGAUCCGAGCGGCUCGCCGAGCGCUCUCUGAGGAGAGAUAUCUAUCAUGUUGAAUAUCUGGAUCAGUCGGUUGCGACUGGCAAUGAGUGCGGUGAGGGAGAUAAUAUAGUUUAUAUCAGAAUACAUCGGCACACACACAAGCUUUACAAUAUUUGUGAAGUUAUCGUCCAUGCCAAACCAUAAUAUCAACACUGCAUUACAAAAAAUAUUUAGUAACUUCCAACUCGGUAUAGAUCAAAACAAUCCCUGCUGGUCGUGUUGCCAAAUCCAGUCGAAUUCAUUUAUUUUUCUCUUUAAUUUUACACGGCACAUCAGUGCACAAACAACUUUGAUCGCUCGCUACUUGUUGACGUGCAUUUUUGGACGUGGUAUCAUUAAACUCCUCUUUACUUCUCGCGUUUGUUUUCGUGACAAAACGUAGUUUGGGAGACCAGAGAAGCUCACCUGUGAUUCCACUUGGUGAUAGAUCGUGUAGUGUGUGACCCCCUAUCGCCGAUCAGUCUUGUAGUGUGAAAGCCACACAGAUUUGAAAGACUCCCGAUUGCAAGAGAUCCAGUUGUGUAGUGUGAACUGUACAGCGACCUGACGACUUGGAAAGUCGUGUAAUGUGAACUUGGCAUUAGUUGCUGUUUUUUUUUUUACCUUGCUCUGUAGAGGGCACAAAUGCUUUUAUGUUGUAUUUUUAGAAGAGCUCUAGGUUAACGAAAACUAAGAGAGUAAAGAGUCAAUUUAGGGUUGUUUAUUAACAGUAUGGGGUUUAUUCACUAGAGCAUAUAACAUUCUAUAGAAUGUUAAUUUAGAAUACAAGAAGUGUGCACAUCGGGCACAGAAUAUAGCUUUAUCUGGCAACAUGCUGGUAAAGUAUUGGGAUUGCAUGUCUUACUUUAAAGUUGAUUCUGCUCCAAAUUCUUUCGUUAGAUUCUAAUGUAAAAGCUUUAUGUUACUGUUAACGGCCACAGAAAACCAAUUAUUCCAAUGUAUGUUUACUUGCUUUAGUUAGUGCUCUUAAACAGAGCAUACUUGGUGAUUAAAGCUGUUUUGUUAAGACAAAGUUAUAUAAAGUCUGUGAAAGU
Molecule: messenger RNA, 2019 nt
Organism: Trichomycterus rosablanca
Lineage: Eukaryota; Metazoa; Chordata; Actinopteri; Siluriformes; Trichomycteridae
Gene: snn
Product: stannin
Exons: 2
Coding region: 312-575 (87 amino acids)
Cellular component (GO): mitochondrial outer membrane
Source: RefSeq, a predicted model, not a curated record